GUCGCUAUUGUCGUUGUCGUUAUUUCAUAGUGGACCUUCUGAGAAAUUGUGUUUGUAUGUGGAAAGUGAAUACCCUGCUGAAUGUAGCCGACGAAACGAAGAUUUUCAUUCUAUUUCCUGCUACUUACAAUAGAUAUUAAGAAAACGUUGCACUUCACUUGCGGUCAGACGUCGAAAUGUACGGCCGAAGUAAUAGAUUAUGCGCCAAGCUGUCCAGUGCAUUCCUGAGGAAGUGGUGGUUUGUGAUAGCAUUCGCUCUAAGCUUGCUCGUACUCGGAGUUCUAGUCACAUUUGGAUUUACCACACUAGUUAAAGCAAUAAUUAAUCAUCAAGUAGCUCUAAGAAAAGGAGGACAGUCCUUUGGAUGGUGGUCAAAACCACCAGUCGAACCAAUCAUUCGAGUAUUCGUCUACAACGUCACCAACGCUGACGAAUUUCUAAACAAUGGAACAAAACCAGUUCUGGAUGAGUUGGGGCCUUAUGUUUACGUAGAAACUUGGGAAAAAGUCAACAUUGUUGAAAAUCCAAAUGGAACUAUAAGCUAUAAUCAGAAAAGGAUAUAUAUUUUCGAUGAGGAUCAAUCUGGUGGACUCGAAGAUGACGUGGUGAUCGUGCCAAAUAUUCCUAUGCUUAGUGCAACAUCUCAAAGUAAACAUGCAGCUAGAUUUCUCCGGCUUGCUAUGGCUAGCAUCAUGGAUAUUUUAAAAAUCAAACCUUUCGUUGAGGUUUCCGUUGGGCAACUGCUCUGGGGAUAUGAAGAUCCAUUAUUAAAACUUGCGAAAGACGUUGUGCCUAAAGAACAAAAAUUACCUUAUGAAGAGUUUGGACUUAUGUAUGGAAAGAAUAGUACAUCAAAGGAUACAGUAACUAUUUGGUCAGGAGUUGACGACAUUACUAAAUACGGUAUAAUUGACAAGUACAACGGAAAAUCUCAUCAAACCCACUGGGUCACUGAACAAUGCAAUCGUCUAAAUGGCACAGAUGGAUCCAUCUUUCCACCACACAUAAGUAAGAACACCACACUUUUCGUAUAUGAAAAGGAUCUCUGCCGAUUACUACCGCUGUCUUUUGAAAAAGAAGUUGUCGUCAAAAAUGGAGUUCAGGGAUAUCGAUUCACUCCAUCACCGACUGUAUUUGCCUCCGUUGAUAUAAACAAGGAAAAUAUGUGCUUCUGCCCGGCAGGACCACCUUGUGCGCCCAACGGACUAUUCAAUGUUUCGUUAUGUCAAUACGAUUCCCCGAUAUUGCUUAGUUUUCCUCACUUUUAUUUGGCGGAUCAAUCCCUGAGAACUGCUGUUGAGGGAAUUUCACCGCCAGAAAAAGAAAAGCACCAGCUUUUUAUUGAUGUUCAACCGGAUAUGGGUACCGCUCUUCGUGCACGAGCUCGUAUACAAAUUAACUUGGCUGUAAGUCAGGUUGUUGACAUAAAACAAGUAGCGAACUUCCCAGACAUCGUAUUUCCUAUUCUGUGGUUCGAAGAAGGCAUUGAUUCACUUCCUGACCAAAUACUGGACCUGAUGAAAGUUGCCACGACUGUUCCACCAAAAGCAAAAUUAUUCUUAACGAUUUUGCUUUUUGCUCUUGGAGGUUUUCUUUUCAUAAUCGCUGUAAUCUGUCUCGUCCGAAAGUCACAUCGACAGAGCACGCUUCAUCUUGAAGGGUCCAACUAUUUAGCAACUGCAUCUGUUGACCAAGCCAAAAAGAAGGCUAAAUUGGAAAAUGGAAAUCAUACAAAUUAAACUGUAUUUUUUAUUCUUGUGAUUGGGGUAUGCUUCAUAGGUGUCCAUUUAGACAGUACUCUAAAAUAUUUAUUUUAAAUAAACAAGACGUGGUCCACGGGAUAAAUUGCUUAAUAAGAUUGCUCAAUUUAGACAAUUUAGGGAAUAUCUUCGGUACAUAACAGCUAUUUUUCUUAAAAACAAUGCUUCAACACAUGUAUGUACAAAAACCUGCAAAAUAUUGAUAGUUUGAAAAUGUUUGCCAUACACCUGUGGCGAAAUGCGUGCGUGAUUAUUCAAAUAUUUGAACACUACACCUUCAGUGCUACAAUUAAGAAACAGGCCUAUCUACAUCUGAAAUGAUGACAAAGGUGCCACGCCACAUCUAAAAGUAAUAUUCGAACCAGCCUUUAGAUUCUAAGAUUAGGUUUCACGAACGAACACUAGGAACAUAACUAUCCGAUAUUCAACAAAUAUCCGUCUAAGG
This is a messenger RNA of Sabethes cyaneus, 2205 nucleotides long. It is a transcript of the gene emp, whose product is annotated as scavenger receptor class B member 1. The transcript is spliced from 8 exons. The coding region runs from base 177 to 1739 and encodes 520 amino acids. Gene Ontology annotation, molecular function: scavenger receptor activity. The record is from RefSeq and is a predicted model, not a curated record. Gene Ontology annotation, cellular component: membrane; cytoplasm. Lineage: Eukaryota; Metazoa; Arthropoda; Insecta; Diptera; Culicidae.